Messenger RNA from Medioppia subpectinata, 498 nucleotides. The record is from the annotation of a GenBank genome assembly. NCBI's taxonomy places the organism in Eukaryota, Metazoa, Arthropoda, Arachnida, Sarcoptiformes, Oppiidae.
AUGAGUGCAUCAAAUGCUGAAGACUUUCCCUCACAGAUGAAGCAACCGAUCCGUGAUUUGCACCAAUCGUUAGCUGAUCUCAAACAAUGUUUGCACACAUUUAACGCCAAUUACAAGAACAUGAAGAGCGCGUCAACUGAUCCGCUGUCGAAGGCCAGAGUCGAGUUGACCACCGCUUACGCCAUGAACUCAUUGUUUUGGAUCUAUUUGACCACAAAAGGAGUCAACCCUCACGAGCACCCAAUCAAGGAUGAGAUCACUCGACUCAAGAGUUACGCCCAACGCAUCCAAGACAUCGAAGACAAGCAGAAGGCGGCAAAAGUGGACACAAAUGCGGCCAAAAGGUUCAUUCGGUCCGCUCUUUGGGAACCCAAAGAUCAGUCGAAGAGUGAAUCCAAUCGUAAUAAACGAAAACUGAGUGACGAGUCUUGGAAUGAAGACAAGACAACCAUUGAGUCCACAUCUGAUCCAAUCAAACACAAGAGGCAUAAAAAGUGA